This is a messenger RNA of Neurospora tetraspora, 1062 nucleotides long. Its product is annotated as DNA repair protein RAD51. Gene Ontology annotation, biological process: double-strand break repair via homologous recombination; mitotic recombination; mitotic recombination-dependent replication fork processing. Gene Ontology annotation, cellular component: condensed nuclear chromosome. Bases 1 to 1062 code for a protein of 353 amino acids. The record is from RefSeq and is a predicted model, not a curated record. Gene Ontology annotation, molecular function: ATP-dependent DNA damage sensor activity; ATP hydrolysis activity; single-stranded DNA binding. The transcript is spliced from 3 exons. Lineage: Eukaryota; Fungi; Ascomycota; Sordariomycetes; Sordariales; Sordariaceae.
AUGUCGAACAACGAGGAGUAUGAUGAGUCCGCCAACAUGGAGGACGAUAGCGGGAUUCCAAACCCAGGCGCCCCAACACCACUUUCUGCUCUAGAGGGCGUUGCCGGGCUUACCAAACGUGACAUCCAAUUGAUUGUUGAUGGAGGCUUCAACACUGUCGAAUCCGUCGCCUAUACCCCCCGUAGGGUACUGGAGCAGAUCAAGGGAAUUUCGGAGCAGAAGGCAGGGAAAAUAUUGGCAGAAGCCUCCAAACUUGUGCCCAUGGGUUUUACUACUGCGACGGAGAUGCACCAGCGCCGCAGCGAACUUAUUUCCAUCACAACUGGCUCCAAAAACUUGGACACACUAUUGGCUGGUGGUAUCGAGACCGGCAGUGUCACCGAAAUCUUUGGAGAGUUCAGAACAGGAAAAUCGCAGAUCUGCCAUACUCUUGCGGUGACAUGUCAGCUUCCCUUCGACAUGGGAGGUGGCGAGGGAAAAUGUCUCUACAUCGACACGGAAGGCACGUUCCGUCCUGUUCGUCUCCUUGCGGUGGCCAACCGAUACGGUCUAUCAGGAGAAGAAGUUCUCGACAACGUCGCCUACGCAAGAGCCUAUAACUCGGACCAUCAGCUGCAGCUCCUGAACCAGGCCGCAGCCAUGAUGUGUGAGACUCGCUUCAGUCUGUUGAUUGUCGACUCCGCGACCUCGCUCUACAGAACGGACUUCUUGGGCCGUGGCGAACUCAGUUCUCGCCAAACCCAUCUCGCAAAGUUCAUGCGCACUCUUCAGCGUCUUGCCGACGAGUUCGGUAUUGCGGUGGUGAUUACGAACCAGGUCGUGGCGCAGGUCGACGGUGGCCCGUCUGCCAUGUUCAAUCCCGACCCCAAGAAACCAAUCGGUGGCAACAUCAUUGCGCACGCCAGUACCACUCGCAUCAGCUUGAAGAAGGGUCGUGGAGAGACGAGAAUCGCGAAGAUCUACGACAGCCCGUGCUUACCAGAGAGCGACUGCUUGUUUGCUAUCAAUGAGGACGGUAUCGGGGACCCCAGCCCGAAAGAUAUGGAGAAGAUGAACCAAUAG